GUGGGUAGGAAGAGAAGAGAAUCCAUAUCCAGCUCCUGGUCGCCUGUCAGGCGCUGGAAACAGCUGGAGCUGGGCUUCGGUCUUCCCGCCUAAGCCAAUGUGUAUGGCGAAUUAGAGUGGACGGAAAACCUUGCUACUUUGAGGAAAAGUUUGCAAAAGGGUGGACUCUACCCUACUAGUCGUUUGUAACGUUACGCCCUAUUAGUACAAAGGGUUAACACAAGUCGGGAUACAGAAACUAAGCGGAAGGCCGCUACGUGGGCUUGUAACUGCUAGGAUGGGAAUCUGGGUUUUCAAACGAUUUUAGUUAGCUGAGACUAAAAGCCUUUUUUAGGGUUUACCAAAGCCCUUUUCCUAGUUUAGUUGUUGGAUCUAAUGUCUAGUACCCUAUUGCAUGAUACAGGCGGUGCAAACCGGAAUAGGGAUUUGAAGGAAAUGGGGGUUUUUGUUAUUGCUCCAAAAGCCAAAGUUAAAACAGACUUCCACGAAUUGGGUAGGAAGUAAAGCGAUGCAAAAACAAAGUUGUCUCUUACAGACGCUUCAGAUCUCUUCGUAUACACGUCUACAACUGAAAAGUGAUACCAUCCCCAAACAGGUGAACCUAUACUUUUACGUAAUUAACUGAUUAGUCUGAAAUGGGACGUUUCCAUUGGCUAAGAAGAUAUUUGCUCUGAUAGCCACUAAGGAAGCGAGAGCAGAAGCUCUUAUUUACAUAAACUCCACCCCUCUAUGACGACAUUGUUGGACAUUAACCAAUAAAAAUGCAGUCCUGUGCGAGCCUUCAUUUGCAUACAGGCUCUAUAAGUAGCGCGUAACCAAGGCGCUUGGGUAUAGUCCUGAUCGUUUCGGGUGUGUGGCGUUUCCUCUAGCAAAAAUGCCUGAUCCAGCGAAGUCGGCUCCCGCUCCCAAGAAGGGUUCCAAGAAAGCUGUUACGAAAGUGCAGAAGAAAGAUGGCAAGAAGCGCAAGCGUAGUCGUAAGGAGAGCUAUUCAGUGUAUGUAUAUAAGGUAUUGAAACAGGUUCAUCCGGACACCGGCAUCUCGUCCAAGGCUAUGGGCAUCAUGAACUCGUUCGUCAACGACAUCUUCGAGCGCAUCGCCGGCGAGGCCUCCCGCCUGGCGCAUUACAACAAGCGCUCCACCAUCACGUCCCGGGAGAUCCAGACGGCCGUGCGCCUGCUGCUGCCCGGCGAGCUGGCCAAGCACGCCGUGUCCGAGGGCACCAAGGCGGUUACCAAGUACACCAGCUCGAAGGUUUACUUUCUUUAAAAAUCCUUCUUGGGAUCUCCGACAAAGGCUGUUCCAGUGCCUGUUAUAAAAUAGCAUCUUGACGAAAGUUUGUUGACUGAUUGCCCAGACCACAGAACACCCGAAACUGGAUCUGAAGGUGGUAAGUUCAUGUACUCCAAUAAGGUUUUUCACUCUACUUUUUCCUGAGUUUUCUUGCUCCUUUAACCUGAAACACUUUUGUGAUAAUUACUGACCCAGUUAAAACAACAGUUGGAGAUUAAAAACUCCUAAGAGGGGCAGAGAGAACACUGCACGUGACCCCUUCCCAUCAUCCAAUGUGUCUGUGUAACCAAAAGGACAAGAUUAGACUGGAGCCUUUUCAGCCUCCUUUAGGUGUUGCUCUUCUGGUCUUGUAAACAAGGGUGAAGAGGGAGAUGCAUUCCAGAAUAUGAAAAAACUUUGUGGUAUUAGGAUAAGGAGCUUUACAUAUCAGAUCCAGUGAGCAUUGCAAAUGUAGAAACAGGCGAGUCUGGGUCCAGGCAGUUCAGUGCCUGACUUCAGCUCAGGUCUCGAUCUCAUGGUUCAUGAGUUUGAGCCCCGUGUCGGAUUCUGUGUCUCCCUCUCUCUCUGCCCCAACUUUACUCUCUGUCUCUCUCAAAAAUAAACAAUAAAAAGAAAAAAGGUUGGUUAGUCAUCCUUUUAAGGAUUGGUGAAUGGAUUGUGGUUUCUAUAUAAACUUAAAAAGAUGACAAUUUAAUCUUGCCAUAAUUUUAGACAAAUACCUCAUUUUAAGACUGGAUGCAUUUCCUAAAAGUGAUCUAAGAGUGAACACAUUUAAAUUUGGAUGACUAUAAUUUAAAUACAGGGCAACAGAUGGGAAAUAAGUUAUAGGAUCUCAUUGGGAGGCAUGAAGUAGGAGUUAUCA
Messenger RNA from Suricata suricatta (meerkat), 2153 nucleotides. Its product is annotated as histone H2B type 2-F. Gene Ontology annotation, cellular component: nucleosome. The coding region runs from base 875 to 1267 and encodes 130 amino acids. Gene Ontology annotation, molecular function: protein heterodimerization activity; structural constituent of chromatin; DNA binding. The transcript has 2 exons. Lineage: Eukaryota; Metazoa; Chordata; Mammalia; Carnivora; Herpestidae. The record is from RefSeq and is a predicted model, not a curated record.